CACAUAUACAAAAACCUUGUGGAGAAAGCACGUUCUUGUGGGAAAAAAACGAGUAUAAAAGGUUGCCAAAAGUGUGUCCGCUCUUCAUUGCAUUUCUUCGCCCUCUCAUUCGAACACAAAAAAAUAAAAAGAACUCUCAUCGCCAUGAACAACGAGACUCAAGACAUCGUCAAGCAACAAGACGGCUGGAACGAGCUCUGGAAGCGAGACAUCCACCCCUGGGACAAGGAAACCCCCAGCCCCGCGCUGAUUGAGGUCAUCGAGCAAAAACCCAUCUCGGCACAAAUCCCCAAAUCCGGCAAUGCCCUCGUCCCCGGAUGUGGACGCGGCGUCGACGUCUUCUACCUUGGCAAUGAAAACCGCAAGGCCUACGGACUAGACAUCAGCCCCAUUGCUGUUCAACAGUGCAAGGAUAUCCGCACCAAGAAGGGCGUGUCCGAAUCGCAGGCUGAGUUCAUGGUCGGUGACUUUUUCAAGUUCGAUAUUCCCUCUGGAGGAUUCCAACUCGUUUACGACUAUACCUUCUUCUGCGCUAUCCAGCCUGAACUCAGACCUGCAUGGGGCCGUCGCAUGGCAGAGCUGAUCCCCACGGACGGUGUUCUCAUCACGUUGAUGUACCCCCUUGGCAACCACGCCGAUGGUCCUCCCUUCGCUGUCAGCGAAGCUGCCUACCACGAGCAAUUGGAUUCAAACUUUGCUUGUCUGCUCGUCGACAGCUGCUCCUCCUUCGAUACACGUCAGGGCAAAGAGAAGAUUGGUGUCUGGCGACGAAAGUAAAUAUACUUAUGCCUGAUUGACCGAGGACACAAUAAAGAAUCAAUGGACGCCGAUAGACGAUUGAGCAAUUGCCUUUUGUUCUUUUUAUUAUGUUUUAUUAUGGGUAGUAGC
Messenger RNA from Gamsiella multidivaricata, 888 nucleotides. RefSeq names its product TPMT family. NCBI's taxonomy places the organism in Eukaryota, Fungi, Mortierellomycota, Mortierellomycetes, Mortierellales, Mortierellaceae. The transcript is spliced from 4 exons. Gene Ontology annotation, molecular function: S-adenosylmethionine-dependent methyltransferase activity. The record is from RefSeq and is a predicted model, not a curated record. Bases 145 to 777 code for a protein of 210 amino acids.